AUGGGCAUUGUGAAGUUUGAUGAUCCCACAAAACCUAAUGUGGCGGGAAAUCCGUUACCCAGUCAUUCAGACAAUGGGGUAAACGUGAUAAGCGAAAGUAGAGGAAGGAGAACUAAGAUGGACGUAUCAGAGGUAAAGACCCCGUUGAGAUGGGUUUGGAAGAAAAUGGUGGAAGAAGGUUUACUUAUACAAGGUUUAGAGGAGAAGCCUGAAGGAGGGAAAUACUAUUGUGAAUUCCACGACGAGGAAGGGCAUGAGAUCCAAAAGUGCAAUAAAUUCAGGGCUCUGAAUUACGACUGCAAUGUAACGAUCCCGGGAGGGGAAAAUCCAGUUGUCACUUUAGAGAAAGGUCAAGACGAGGGUUUCUAUACACGCAGUGGAAGGCGUUAUACUCCGAACACAAAGGCAGAAUCAGCUAAAGGAAAAUCCGUGGUCAUUGAACAAGAAAAGGAAAAGACGACCAGACCUGAAUCAUCCGUCAAUGAGCCUGUAACUGAAAAAGAGGCUAAAGAAUUCUUAAAAUUCUUAAAACACAGCGAGUACAGCGUUGUGGAGCAAUUGCACAAACAGCCAGCUCGUAUAUCCGUACUAGCCUUGCUCUUGAGUUCAGAUACUCACCGAAGUGCAUUAAUGAAGGUUUUAAAUGAAACAUAUGCUGCGGAUGACAUCUCUCACAACAAACUCGAUCGUCAGUCAAUAACAUCGGUAGCGGAUAAUUUUAUUUUCUUUAAUGAUGAUGAAAUACCACCGGGAGGUAUGGGAUCUACAAAGGCCCUACACAUUACCACUCGCUACAAAGGAUACACAUUGUCGGGGGUAUUGAUUGAUAAUGGAUCGGCAUUGAAUGUCAUGCCCUUGUCCACGCUAAAUAGGCUGCCAGUUGAUAGCUCUCACAUGAAGACAUGUCAAAACGUCGUGAGAGCAUUCGAUGGUACGGAAAGGAGAGUGAUGGGAAGAAUCGAGAUACCUUUCUUGAUUGGCCCAAAUACAUACGAGGUGGACUUCUUAGUAAUGGACAUCAAGCCCUCAUACAAUUUCCUGUUAGGGAGACCGUGGAUUCACUCGGCAAGGGCAGUACCGUCGUCCCUACACCAAAAGUUGAAGUUGGUAACUGAGGGUAGGUUGGUAACGAUAAACGCGGAGGAAGACAUCAUUGCAUCUGUCACCAGUGACGCACCGUACGUGGGUACAGACGAUGAGGCGAUAGAAUGUUCUUUUCGAUCACUAGAAUUUGUCAAUGCUACAUUCAUCAUCGAAGGAAACAAGAUCCCAGCACCUAGAAUAUCCAAAACCACAAGGAUGGGCCUACGAUUAACUGUUGGCAAAGGAGCUUUGCCAGGGAAAGGACUGGGAAGAUGCCUCUAA
Messenger RNA from Gossypium arboreum, 1365 nucleotides. RefSeq lists its product as uncharacterized. The transcript is spliced from 2 exons. The coding region runs from base 1 to 1365 and encodes 454 amino acids. The record is from RefSeq and is a predicted model, not a curated record. Lineage: Eukaryota; Viridiplantae; Streptophyta; Magnoliopsida; Malvales; Malvaceae.